This is a messenger RNA of Spinacia oleracea (spinach), 3655 nucleotides long. RefSeq names its product polyprotein of EF-Ts, chloroplastic. The coding region runs from base 298 to 3303 and encodes 1001 amino acids. The record is from RefSeq and is a predicted model, not a curated record. Gene Ontology annotation, molecular function: translation elongation factor activity; protein binding. The transcript has 4 exons. Lineage: Eukaryota; Viridiplantae; Streptophyta; Magnoliopsida; Caryophyllales; Amaranthaceae. Gene Ontology annotation, biological process: mitochondrial translational elongation.
AAAAUGAAAAGGGUAAUACACAGUAAUAGUUUGAUGAAGAUAAGAAGCUGAUGCCCCGCCUUUCAUUUCCCUCUUCUCACAAUCACUUCCACAGUCACACAGAAAGAGAGAGAGACUGAGCUCCUCUUUCUUCUUUCUGGGUUUUAUCCUAUUUUCUAUUUUCCAUAUAUUAUCACCUUUUAUUUUUUUGAAGAUUACUGUUCUUACUAAAAUUAUAAAGGUGUGUAGAUAGUGUACUAAAAUCAGACAGAAAAAAGAAAGAAAAAGAAGAGGCCAUAACUUUAUGCACUAGCCAAAAUGACUCCUGUAAUCCCUUGUUCGGUGAGCAAUAUUUCAUUUAUUCCUGGAAAUGCCUUUACAACAAGGAAAAGCAGGUGUUUUACCAGAUUCUCUGGAAACCUUAUAAGACCAUCAUUAUCCUCCCAAAAACAUUUUAUUGCUAUUCCAAAAAGCAUCACAGUAUUUCAACAGUUGAAAAAAGGAUGUUCAAGAGUCCAAAGAUUAUCGGCCACAGGGACAGAUGUAGCAGUAGAGGAACAAGGUUCUUCAGUUGCAGACGAAGCGUCUGCUGGACCACCUGCAGAAGUUGAGACAAAUGUGGAACCUUCCACUAAAUCUGAAGUGACUGCUGCUCCUACAGUGGUCAAGAGAAGACAAGGUAGGAGAAGUGAGAUGCCACCUGUUAAGGACGAGGAUCUAGUUACUGGGGCAAAAUUUGCCGGGAAAGUAAGGUCAAUACAGCCAUUUGGUGCUUUUGUUGAUUUUGGAGCUUUUACAGAUGGCCUGGUGCAUGUUUCCCAGUUAAGUGCUAGCUUUGUAAAGGAUGUAAAUGAUGUGGUUUCUAUAGGCCAAGAGGUGCAGGUGAGGUUAUUAGAAGUUAACACUGAGACAAGGAGGAUAUCCCUCUCAAUGCGUGAAGAUGACAGUAGCAAUAAGCCUCAGCAAAAGAAUGAUGGUAACAGUGACAGCGCCAGACCACCUAGGAGCAGUAAUAGAAGUUCUCAGAAGAGAGAGAAUGUGAAGAAAACCAAGUUUGUCCAGGGGCAGGAUCUUGUGGGCACUGUUAAAAAUUUUGCACGAAGUGGUGCUUUUGUAUCUCUUCCUGAGGGAGAGGAAGGUUUUCUGCCCACAGCAGAGGAACCAGAUGAUGGUUUUGGGAAUGUUAUGGGGAACACAUCACUGGAGGUUGGACAAGAAGUUAAUGUCCGCGUGUUGCGUAUUUCAAGAGGCAUAGUAACAUUGACCAUGAAGAAAGCGGAAGAUGUCAACAAGUUAGAUUCAAAGUUGAACCAGGGUGUCGUCCACGAAGCAACAAACCCUUUUGUUGUUGCUUUCCGUAGAAACAAGGAUAUUGCUGCCUUUUUGGAUGAGCGAGAAAAACCCGAGGAAGAUGCGUCUGCUGAAACCUUAAGCACGGAUGCAAGUGAAGUGAGUUCCGUAGAUGUUGCUUCCCCCUCCCUUGAGGAAAAAGCAGAGGAUCUAAACAGUGAAGAAGUUGCAACGACAAGUCAAGAGGAUGCUCCUGUUGUAGAGGAUGAGGUGACAGCACCAAUAUCUGCUGAUGAUGGGGAAACAAAUGUGGCCUCUUCAGUUAGUCAGGAUGUUGUUGCAGAAACUCAACCCGAGGUUGUUAGUGCAAAAGAGGAUAUUCAAGUAGAUAUUCCCGCUGAUGAAGCAAACCAAAGUGUUAAUGCCUCAAGUGCAGAAGAUGAGGGUACAACUCCAAUACCUCCUUCAGCCGAAGACGGAGAAACAGAAACUGAGGUAUCUUCUCUUAGCCAAGAAGUGGUAGUAGAAACUCAAGCUGAGGAUGUUAGUGCAAAAGAGGAGGUCCCAGUAGAAAUCCCCACUGAUGCAGCCAGUGCGGAGACGACUUCAUCUGACGCCAAUGGGAGUAUCAAUGGCUCAAGUGAUGGACCAAAUGGAUCUUCCCCUCAGGGAAGCGCUUCCAAAGCAGCUAUAUCCCCUGCUCUUGUAAAGCAGUUACGAGAAGAAACAGGAGCUGGGAUGAUGGAUUGCAAAAAGGCACUAUCUGAGACUGGAGGUGAUAUUGUUAAAGCACUGGAGUUUCUCAGAAAGAAAGGACUAGCAAGUGCAGAUAAGAAAUCGAGCAGAACCACAGCAGAAGGGAGAAUAGGUUCCUAUAUUCAUGACAGCAGGAUUGGUGUUCUAAUUGAGGUGAAUUGUGAGACAGAUUUUGUUUCCCGGGGUGAUAUCUUCCGGGAGCUAGUCGAUGAUCUAGCCAUGCAAGUGGCUGCAUGCCCUCAAGUAGAGUAUCUUUCUACUGAUGAUGUUCCAAAGGAGUUUGUGGAUAAAGAAACAGAAAUUGAAAUGCAGAAGGAAGAUCUGCUAUCAAAACCUGAGCAAAUCCGAUCAAAAAUUGUUGAAGGGCGGGUUAAUAAAAGGCUUGUAGACUUGGCUUUGCUCGAACAGCCAUUCAUCAAGGAUGAUAAGGUGGUUGUUAAGGAUUGGGUGAAGCAGACAAUCGCAACAAUUGGAGAAAACAUUAAAGUGAACAGGUUUGUGAGGUACAACCUUGGUGAAGGAUUGCAGAAGAAAUCUCAAGAUUUUGCAGCUGAGGUGGCUGCCCAAACUGCAGCAAAAUCAACCCCCGUGCCAGAAAAAGAGCAGCCCGCUGCAGCUGAAAUUGAAAAACCAGUUGAGAAGGCACCAGCAGUAGCAGUCUCAGCUGCCUUAGUUAAACAAUUAAGAGAAGAAACAGGAGCAGGCAUGAUGGAUUGCAAGAAGGCUCUUGCUGAAACUGGAGGAGACCUCGAACAAGCUCAAGAGUAUCUAAGAAAGAAAGGCUUAUCGAGUGCUGAAAAGAAAUCUAGCCGGAUUGCAGCCGAGGGAAGAAUUGGAUCCUACGUUCAUGAUACCCGCAUUGGAGUGCUUCUUGAAAUCAACUGUGAAACUGAUUUUGUGGGUAGAAGUGAAAAAUUCAAGGAAUUGGUGGAUGAUUUGGCUAUGCAGGUUGCAGCUUGCCCCCGGGUUGAGUAUGUAUCCGUCGAGGAUAUACCAGAAAGUAUUGUGAGCAAGGAAAAGGAGAUCGAGAUGCAGAGAGAAGAUAUUCUGUCAAAGCCUGAGAAUAUCAGGGAGAAAAUUGUUGAAGGAAGGAUUUCAAAGAGGCUUGGAGAACUCGCUCUUUCAGAACAGCCUUUCAUUAAAGAUGACAGUAUCAUGGUGAAGGACCUUGUGAAGCAAACUGUGGCUGCACUUGGGGAAAACAUAAAAGUUCGGAGGUUUACUCGAUAUACCCUUGGUGAGAAAAUUGAAAGCUCAAACACAGAAACCGAAGCAUGAGAUUUAGGAAACAACUGAUAAUUUUCAAAUCACCUGCUCAGGUUGGUGGGACUGUUGAGUUCAGAAAGGCUAGUACAUUUCUUUCAAGUUUGAUGUAUUCGUUUAAAGGCAGUUUUUGUUUGUUUUUAUUGCCUUUGUCUUCUGUAAUCAUCAUAUAGCUCACUUUCACAUACCAACAUUUAUGAUUUUAUGGAGAGAAGUCUGAUGUAGAGGCAGAAAGAGGCUGCAUCUUCAAUUGUAAUUUUUAGUUGGAGGAAACCAUGAAAAACCUUUUUGUAAAAGGUAUUUUGAGGCUUUAUGUAUAUUUUUGUUCUUCAAAUAGAUAACUCAAUAUGUUCAACAUUUCCAGCAA